CGAAGACUUGUACCGACUCACCCAAACAUUUAACGUAACUUUCAUCGUAGCUUUUUUUUAAUGAUUUCAUAAGGGAUAAUUGUUAAAUAUUUUCGGAAAUUUAUGUGUGUUAUAUCAAGAUGGCGUCCGUAAAGGGAUUCAGAAAGGAAAAAUAUCAAAAUAUCAAAGUGUUCGUGAGGCUCAGGCCUCUGAACCAACGGGAACGCGACACCAAGUCUCUCGGUGUAGUUGAAGUGAUAAAUGGAAGGGAAGUCAAUAUUCGACAAUCUCAUCAGAGUAGGCACACCAAAAGAUUUACCUUUGACCGAGCAUUCCCUCCCCUAACAAAACAGGUAGAAAUUUACCAAGAAGUGGUCAUUCCGUUGAUCCAGGAAGUGUUGGCUGGUUACAACUGCACAGUUUUUGCAUAUGGUCAGACUGGUACUGGCAAAACACAUACCAUGAUCGGUGAGGUUGCAGCUGAUGAAAUCACAUGGCAGAGUGAUCACCUCGCUGGUAUCAUUCCUCGUGCGCUCAGCCAGAUUUUCGAUGAGCUACGUAUGUCGAACACAGAGUACACUGUCCAGGUUUCAUACUUGGAGCUCUACAAUGAGGAAAUGUUUGACUUACUCUCCUCAUCGGUAGACAACUCCAAGUUAAGAAUUUAUGAAGAUGUCAACAAGAAGGGUGCCAAUAUAGUGAUGGGCUUGGAAGAGAUAACUAUUUAUAACAAGAACGAUAUUUACAAGAUCUUGGCUCAAGGGCAGGAACGGAAGAGGGUUGCCGCAACUCUAAUGAAUGCUAAAUCUAGCCGCUCGCAUACUGUUUUCACAAUAGUCAUCCAUAUGAAGGAAAAUAAUUCGGAAGGUGAGGAGCUCGUCAAGAUUGGAAAGCUGAAUCUUAUUGAUCUGGCCGGUUCGGAAAACAUAAGCAAAGCGGGUUUAAAUAAACCUGCGAAGAAAGAAAUGGCUAGGGAGUGCGCGAACAUUAACCAGUCCCUGUUGACGCUUGGUAGAGUCAUCACCGCGCUCGUGGAGAGACAUCCGCAUAUACCAUACAGAGAGUCAAAACUGACAAGGAUUUUACAGGAAGCACUGGGCGGUCGUACGAAGACAUCCAUUAUAGCGACCAUCUCGCCCGGGCACAAAGACAUCGAGGAGACUACGAGCACUCUAGAAUAUACAUACCGAGCUAAGAACAUCCAGAACAAGCCUGAAGUCAACCAGAAGAUGACUAAGAAGGUGGUCCUGCAAGAUUACGCCGAAGAGAUUCAUCGGCUUGAGAGGGAUCUACAAGCAGCUAGAGAAAAAAAUGGUGUAUACUUGGCGAAUGAUACAUUCGUGGAGAUGGCGCUUAAACAAGAAGAACAACGCAAGGAAGUCCAAGAGUUGCUUAUGAAGAAUCGCACCAUGGAGGAGGAACGUGAGCAUAUGGAAACUGUCUUCAAAGAGCUCAACUGCUCUUUAGAGGAGCACAAGCAGAAACUAAACUCAACAGUGGACAAGCUCGCUAAGACUAAUAAUGCAAUCACCGAGGAGAGAGAUCACAUAGAAAAAUACUUAGCCGAGCAGGUAACGGCCGUAGAGAGAGAGAAGUCGGAGUGCCAGUCGCGUCUGCUCCGGUGGGCGGCGGAGGAGCGAAGGCUUCUGGAGGAGCGCAUCGAACGUCGCAUUACCGCCGAGAGGACCGUCCUGGAGCAAAGUAUGAGCCAGAAACUUAGAGAUAUAGAAAAUCAGAGGGUUAUGUUUAAGCAGAGGACGGAACAAAAUAUUGAGCUGCUCUAUAUGCUAAAAGAUUGUCAGGAAGUCGAGGACCAGAAUGAAGAAUAUUUAUUAGAACGAGAGAAUGAGUUGGAGAAGUGUUUAAAUGACGUUAAUUUCUUUAUAGACGAAUAUGAAAAGGGCAGCACUCCGCUGAGCGCGCUGGCCGCGUCCUCGCCGCCCGCACGCGCGCUCCCCGCCUACUAUAAGGACUGCGUCUUAGUGAAGACCGAAAGCGAAGUACGAAGCGACAGCGAGUUGUCCGCCUCCGAGAACUCUGCCGACUUGUUCCCGACUCCCUUCCCGCCUGACUCGGUCAACCAACAAAACUCCUGAGCUGUAUACGCUGAAUUAAUAUUGCGACAACAGGAUCAACUGGUUAUGGAGAAUGUGAACCGCUCGCUGUCGUUCAAGAAGCCGGCCAAGCAGCCGACCAAGCAUCCGGCGCCCACCUCGCACAAGAAACCGCUGUUCGAGAGGAACGCCGACUGACGGCAGCAUAGACACAAUUAUAUAAACUCCACGACUUGAAAUUUAUUGACGCUCGCUUGCUUCAGGCAAGUGGUUGCAAGGAUAUAAACAUCGACGCUGCUCUGCGUGACAGAGCACAGAACGCUAUGACUAUAAUAUGA
Molecule: messenger RNA, 2371 nt
Organism: Nymphalis io (European peacock)
Lineage: Eukaryota; Metazoa; Arthropoda; Insecta; Lepidoptera; Nymphalidae
Product: kinesin-like protein KLP2
Exons: 12
Coding region: 120-2075 (651 amino acids)
Biological process (GO): microtubule-based movement; mitotic spindle assembly
Cellular component (GO): nucleus; spindle microtubule
Molecular function (GO): ATP binding; plus-end-directed microtubule motor activity; microtubule binding
Source: RefSeq, a predicted model, not a curated record